Molecule: messenger RNA, 7044 nt
Organism: Neofelis nebulosa (Clouded leopard)
Lineage: Eukaryota; Metazoa; Chordata; Mammalia; Carnivora; Felidae
Gene: TRABD2B
Product: TraB domain containing 2B
Exons: 7
Coding region: 275-1840 (521 amino acids)
Biological process (GO): negative regulation of Wnt signaling pathway
Cellular component (GO): organelle membrane
Molecular function (GO): Wnt-protein binding; metalloendopeptidase activity
Source: RefSeq, a predicted model, not a curated record
CCGCGCGCUCUCAGAACCCCGGGCUGCGCCAACGGGGCUGCGCGCCUGGGGAGGGGCCCGCCCCAGAGGGUCCCCCUCUUCCAGCAGACGGAGCCCCGCCCCAGAGGGACCCCCGGGUCCGGCAGGGACACCCCGCCCCGCCCCAGAGGGCUCCCAGCAUCCCGCCGCUGGAGCCCCGCGCCCCAGAGGAACCUCCUUGCCCAGCUGGGGGCUCUCCGCCCCGCUGAGAGGGCGCCGCCCGGGAGGGUCCCCGCGCCCCGCGGGUCCCGGCAGGAUGCACGCCGCCCUGGCGGGGCCGCUGCUCGCCGCCCUCCUCGCCACCGCCCGCGCCCGCCCGCAGCCCCCGGACGGAGGACAGUGCCGGCCGCCCGGAUCGCAGAGGGAGCUGAACUCUUUCCUGUGGACUAUUCGGCGUGACCCCCCCGCUUACCUGUUCGGCACCAUCCACGUCCCCUACACCCGCGUCUGGGACUUCAUCCCGGACAACUCGAAGGCAGCCUUCCAGGCCAGCGCUCGUGUCUACUUCGAACUGGACCUGACGGACCCCUACACCAUCUCAGCCCUGGCCAGCUGCCAGCUGCUGCCGCACGGAGAGAACCUGCAGGACGUGCUGCCUCGGGAGCUCUACUGGCGUCUGAAGCGCCACCUGGACUACGUGAAGCUGAUGAUGCCCUCGUGGAUGACACCAGCACAGCGGGGCAAGGGGCUGUACGCGGACUACCUGUUUAACGCCAUCGCGGGCAACUGGGAGCGCAAGAGGCCCGUGUGGGUGAUGCUCAUGGUGAACUCGCUCACGGAGACUGAUGUGCGCUCCCGAGGUGUGCCCGUCCUGGACCUCUACCUGGCCCAGCAGGCCGAGAAGAUGAGGAAGAGCACCGGGGCCGUGGAGCGGGUAGAGGAGCAGUGCCACCCGCUUAAUGGGCUCAACUUCUCCCAGGUGCUGUUUGCCCUGAACCAGACCCUGCUGCAGCACGAGAGCGUGCGAGCAGGGAGCCUGCAGGCACCCUACACCACGGAGGACCUCAUCAAGCACUACAACUGUGGGGAUCUCAAUGCUGUCAUCUUCAACCACGACACAUCCCAGUUGCCCAGCUUUAUCAACACCACCCUCCCACCGCACGAGCAGGUGACCGCACAGGAGAUUGACAGCUAUUUCCGCCACGAGCUCAUCUACAAGAGGAAUGAGCGGAUGGGGAAGAGGGUCAUGGCACUUCUGCGGGAGAACGAAGACAAGAUCUGCUUCUUUGCCUUCGGAGCAGGUCAUUUUCUGGGAAACAACACAGUCAUUGACGUCCUCCGGCAGGCGGGGCUGGAGGUGGAGCACACGCCCGCAGGGCAGACCAUCCACAGCCCUGCCGCCCGGAGCCCCGCACCUCCACCCGAGGGGACCUCGGCAAGCCCGGCCCCGGUGACCCCAGCCGCCGCCCUCCCCGCAGUACCCUCGGCAACCCCCACCGUCCCGCCUGAGGAGGAGGACCCAGCCCUGUCCCCACACCUCCUGCUCCCCGACAGCCUCAGCCAGCUGGAGGAAUUUGGGCGGCAGAAGAAGUGGCACAAGAGGCAGAACAAACACCAGCGGCCGCGACAGUUCAAUGACCUCUGGGUCCGCAUCGAGGACAGCACGGCCGCCUCGCCACCCCUGCUGCCCCUGCAGCCCACGCACAGCUCCGGGACCGCAGGGCCACCCUUGCAGCUCUCAGAGCGGCUUCAGCAGCAGGAAGAGCAGGGGCCCACCGGCAGCUCAGCGCCCCACUGCCUACAGUCUGCCCUGGGCCUCCUCCUUGCCAUCCUGGCCAGCAUCACAGCCUCCCUCCUUCUGCACACCCUUGGGCCCUCCUGACCUUGGUCACCAGUGCAGAGAAGCCAGAGAAACCACAGGAGGGUCUGCGGCCACACCCCACUGCCCGUGCCACCACCUCCAGGGUGCCCGACACCGUGGGCAGUCCAGACGGGAUCCGUUAGAACAUUAGAGCUUUAUCGUACCCGAGUUACAUCUUCUUUUUUGUAGAAGGAUCUUAAUUUCCCAUAGUGCUAUGGGGCUCUUUUGUAAAAUAUGUGUCCAUAUUAAAAAAGAAAAAUGUAUUUAUUCUACCGAUAAAACUAUUUUUAUGUGGCCUAUGUUAACCCUUUAAUUAGCCCCAACACCAACCCAGGAAGGGAACCCAGGCUGUCAGGACACCUGCAACCUCAUGCAGACCGUGGCUUUUAACCGGCUUGCUCCUAGAUCGGCAGAAGCCUCCAGUGCCUCGGCUUGGCUUCUCCCGCCACGGGGUCCUCAGAGAGAGGGGCAGGCAGACAGGCUUAGCUUUUGUGAAGCUGGAUUGGGGAGCCAGAGAUGUGAACGCCGACGAUCCUUCCCUCCCGUGGAUGCAUCCUAGGGUGGGAAGAUACUUUAGGAAAAGAAUGCUGCUAUUUUGAAAACCCUGAGUGUCUGUGAACUGGCCCUCCAGAGUUCUUGGUAAGUGUUUUGACCAAAGCACAGGAGGAGGGGAAGGAUGUUGGCGCUGAGGGAGGUCAUCCCCCAGCCCUAUGUGUCAAAUGGUUACAUUGAGAUCCAAAGAGAGGAAGGUGGUUGCCCAAGGUCAUGCAGCAAGUGGGAGGUCCAGGAUGUGAAUCCAGACCUCUCUGUUCUGGCAUCAUUCAUCUUCUGUAAGCUUGGCUUACAGAAGAACCUGUUGGAGUCAUAGCCAAACAGAGUGAGCUGGGCCAAAGGACAGGAGUGGGCAUAGUAGGGACAGGGGCUCUAGGAGUUACAUGGUAAUAAUAACCCUAAUGAAGGCCACCAUUUAUCCAAAGACUGCAUCGUGGCAGGCACUUUGCACACUCACUUUAUCACUGAUCCUCAUGCCAGUUCUGUGAAAUGUGAUUGUCCCCAUUUCACAGAUGAGGAAACUGAGCCCCUCAAAUAGAUCAACAGACUUGCUCAAGGUCACUUAGCUGGGACAUGGCCCCAGAUCAGUGUGAUUCAGAAACAAUGCUUGUCCCUGGGCCAUAUUUUGCCAUGUUCUCUCUGCACAGAGAAGCUUCAGGGAAGGCAGAUCUCACCCAAAUGGGGCAGCACAAGCUUCUUGCUCCAGCCAAAGAGACCACUUGGCCACAGUCACUCAUGUUGGCCCCUCUGAACAAAGGACUCUAGCAACAGCCUGUGCCACAUGUCUCAUGCCCCAACUUGUCUUAUCUCGGAGACAAUGAGAGGCUUUCCUAUCAAAUGAGAGGCUGUGGGGUGGGGAGUCAGGGAGGCAGAGCAGCCAAAUGAGGCAGGCAGGAAACUGAGACUCAGAGAGACUGACCUCCCUCCUCUGCCUCCAAGGCGGUAGCUGAGAAAGCAGAGGACUGAGGUUAGCUGCCUUCCAGCCCUAACUCCUCACAGACUUUGGGAACCUGAGAGCAGAAAGGGCCCCUCAUUUGACAGAUAAUACCAGUAAAAGUAAUAUGGAGUCCCAAGUCUGCUGACACCGAGCCCCGUGCUACACAGCAUCACCGCACCGUGGGUUUUCCUGGCAGGCCUGGCAUUGGCUGAUUAGACCCAAUGCCGUUAUGCCCAGUCCAGCAGCUGUCUCCCUCCUGAGAUGGAAUUCUGGGCAGCUUAUUGGAUGGUCAGAAGUGCCAUGAGCAUCUAGGCCAGCAGCUAAAUUCUUUUCAUCUCAGCCCUGGAUGGACGUGUUUGAGCUUGAGAUCUGGCAGAAGCCCCAAGAUCUGCUUCAGAGGGUCCAGCCGGCCCCAUGGGCACCACACUAUAAACUGAACUUGACCCCAACCAGGGCUGGAGUCCGUUUAUCUUUGGCAGAAAUGUGACUUCCUAUUUCUGAGCGGGAAAGGGCUUAGCUGACUUAUAAAGCAGGCACAGAAGGCCUGUUGGACAUCAGACAGAUCGUGCAGAGCACUCUUUGGAUGAGAUAAGUGUAAAGGAAUUAGAAAUACAUAGGCCAGAUUUCCCUCUGUUCAGGGCAGAGUGUGGCAUGAGAUGCACCGAGAUAGAGCUUGAGGUUAAUUAAAGAUGAAGCAUUUGGGUAAACAGUCCAGGUACCUGACUACAUGCCCAGAUCUGUGCCAGGCACGGGGCCAAAGAGGUAAAUUAACACAGUGUGUGACUAUCGAGCACACACAGUGCCAGGCUCUGUGCUGGGGCCUAAUCUAUGCACCUUGCCUGUCCCGGAGGAACUCCUCAUCAUCGCGAUGGAACAAGCAGACCAGUCCUACGUUCCUAGAAGCAACUUUAGAGGUUCUCCUAUCUAGGCCCCUGACCACAGACAGACUCAGCCUUCACCUUCCCCAGAUCCCUCCUCUGGACAGACUGGGAGAUUCCAAACUUUCCCUCAAGCAAGCACUCAAGUGUUUAGAGAAAGAUGGAUGUCGGCAGAAGGGUAGGCGGGCUGAUUAGGUAGGCAUGUGCUAACGGGACAGGCCAGAGCCCAUGUCGACCCGACAUCUACAGCCUAAGUUCACUGAUCCCUGAGGCCCACCCACCGGCCAGGGUUUGAAAUGAACUGAGCUUGCUGACUUAUGUCCCAGAAGACCUGAGGCAUCUGUGGAAAUCCGCUUAGCUGGGGCACUGGAAUUCUCUCAUCCUGAGCCAGGGAACCACCACUCCAUCAGUAGCCACUUACACACUUUGCACGAUCUGUCCACCACUGCUGACAUUUUUUUCCGGCACGUUCUACGUGUCUAGCCUCAUAAAGUCCCCUGUUGCUCUGAGAGCAUCUGUGUACCUUUCUUACGGCUUUUGUGUUUGACCUUCAGGUGGCAGAGAAGAUGGAAGGACUGAGACCCAGUGGGUUAAGUGACCUGUCUGGGGUUAGGCAGCAUGUUAGUGGUGGCCCUAGGUCCCCUGUGUCUCAGGAAAACUGACCAAAUGACCCAGGGGCGUUCGGGGAGCUGUCAGCAUGGCUAUGCACUUCUGGUUUUCCUCCAGGCUGCUCUGGUGCACCAGCAGCCAGGUGAAGGCAGGGAGAACGGAGACGUUAGGCUGCCAGGAGCUGCAAAGGGCCACCAAGGGCCCCUCCAACACUGAGAUUCAAAGAUCUGGAGUCUAUGAAGCGUGGAAACUUGCACUGACUGGAAAGUUUACCUUUGCACCAAAUAACCAUGAGCUGAUUUUUCUCAUAUGAAAUGCUCUGUCAUCUCCUGCACAGCCUCAGCUAGACUUGGGCAAGCCUCAGGGCUCAGGACCCUUGUUCUGCCUGCCCAGUCUCCAGCCCGGUGCCGUUGUCACAAUGGAUCCCAAAGAACAGUCCUCCACCACAAGGAAAGUUUGUGAAAACCACCUGGAAGGCCAAGAGAAGUUCCACCUGGGCAUUGCAGCUUUGAUGGUAUCCUGUGUGGUGAGAACAGAACUGGGGCUGGUGAUAGCGAGUGUGGGGUAAGAACGGAAGCCCUCGGCCUGGCCUUCCAGACCCUCUGUGAUCAGACCCUGCUGACUCUGCCAGCCAUCCUAUUUGUCAUUUCUAGAAUAGACAGAUGUUUCCUGGACCUGGAAACUCCCUUAUCUUUCCCCAGAUCCUCAUUUUUUGACGAUUAACUCAGAUAGCACUUCCUCCAGGAAGCCCCCUAUGAUUCUUCUGUGUUUUUUUCACAUCACAACACCCACUGAUUAGUGUUGAAACUGUGUAAUAGUGUACCUGCUCUCCUAUCAGACUGUGAGCUCCUUGAUGGCAGGGGUCACGUAAAUUCAUCUUUGUAUCCUCGUCUGACAUGAAGGGGGCACUCAGGAGAUGUGUAGAGAGAGAAGGAGGAUGAAAGGAAUGAAGAGAGGAAAGGAGAGAGACGGACCUUAGCUCUGCUAGAGGAAUAAUCUCUACAAAGCCAAAGCUGUCCCCUGCAGGUGGUGAGUUUCCUAUCAGAAGAGGUGUGAGCAGGGCAGUAGGCCCGCUGGCUGGAGAUGUGGCAUGAGAGCUGAAGUCUUGGCAAGAGACUGGUGUAGAUGACAUUGAGGGUCCCUCCUGGCUCUGUAAUGCUCAGGUUCUUUGAACAUUGUUAUUUUUCCAAAAAUUAAUCUAAGCAGCCAAAAAUAUCACCCGGGCUGGCCGUCUAAACCAGUAGGGUUCAGGAAUCAGUCCAGCCUCACACCCCCGUUCUUCAGCAGCCCAGCCAGGCCUGAUGUGAAUUGGCAGGCCUGCCUGCUACCCUAAGGCAGGGGGUGCUGCGGGUGGUGGGGGAGGGCUGGACUGGAACCCAGGGCCCCUGACCCCAGCCUGGAGCUGCUUCCCUCCCUGCUCUCGAGCAUGUGGGGAGGGAAGAGAUGGGCCGUGAGGACUGAUUGAUCCCCUACCUGGCCCUUUCUGGGGAGCAUCAACCCACCCUCGGAUCUCCCCAUCCUUUAUCCAAACGUUGGCUCUUCCUCUCCAGAGGUGCUCUGGAUACUCCUUCACGUUGCUGGGUGACCUUGGGCAAGUCUCUGCUCCUUUCUGAGCCUCCAUUUCCUCAUCUGUUAAAUGGAGACCUAGUUUCCUGCCUGUGCUGUUCUAGCACGCAGGAGUGCUGUGUGCAAUUUCAGGGCCCCAUGAAGGUGAGGUGCCACUGCCCUCUUGGCUCAGCGAUCGGCUUUCCUCCCAGGCCCCACGGGCCGCUUUGGGAUUGGGACUAUGUCACAGGCAGGAAAGGUGGUGGAGUAGCGUGCCUUAAGGGUUGCUCCGUCGCCAGACCCACUGCAGGCAAAGUGGGCUUUGGAUGGGACCCGAGUCUCAGACAUUUCCAGCGAGGCUGUGGGAUGUCUUCGGCCCCAGUGGCUGGGGCAGCAGGGCCUGACUCCUGGCCAAGGGAGGUCCCAGCUCAGAGGAGAGGCAGACAGAACUGCCCCAUUCCCAGGCCUCAAAGAGAUUGCAGAAAGUCCCCUGCUGACUCAUUAUGUGACACAAGCUUCAGCUCUUAAUGUAUUUGAAAGAUACUGGUGAUGUUGUUCUUGUAACCACCUCUUCCCCUCACCUCUGUGAUUUAUCAUGAAGAGUCCUUUAAGAAUACAGAAGACAAAGAAAGAUGCUAUUAAUGUUAUUUUGCCAAAAAUAUUUUUGUAGCAUAAUAUAUUAAUAAAAGACAUUAUGAACUCCG